Molecule: messenger RNA, 2050 nt
Organism: Prosopis cineraria
Lineage: Eukaryota; Viridiplantae; Streptophyta; Magnoliopsida; Fabales; Fabaceae
Product: 9-cis-epoxycarotenoid dioxygenase NCED2, chloroplastic
Exons: 1
Coding region: 126-1892 (588 amino acids)
Biological process (GO): carotene catabolic process
Cellular component (GO): chloroplast stroma
Molecular function (GO): carotenoid dioxygenase activity
Source: RefSeq, a predicted model, not a curated record
UCUGUCUCUUGGUUCUCCCAAAGCCUUCUCUUACUAUCUUUCCCUCUUGUCAUUUUGACAAACUAUACAUACCACUACUAUACUUGUGUCUUCUACCAUACUCAUCGGCUUCAAAUCCCUCAAUCAUGGUACCUUCCUCUACACUUCCCUCCUCUGUUAAUUUGGCUGCUUCUGAUCGGUCCUGGUUCUUCUUCUAUAAGCAGCCCUUUCUCAGAACACCAAUUAAUGUUGUUCGCUCUGCUUUACAAUCUCCUCCAUUGCUCGAUUUCCCAAAAAGCCCCUCUCCUGAUCAACCUCUAAUUUCCAAACCCCAAACUCUCCGUACUCCUCCACCCAAACCAAAACCCCCACCUCUAUGGAAUCCGAUCCAGAAAGUAGCAGCAAUGGCGUUAGACGCGGCCGAGAGCGCAUUAGUCUCUCGUGAACUCCAACAUCCACUUCCGAAAACCGCCGACCCAAGAGUCCAGAUCGCCGGAAACUUCUCUCCGGUGCCGGAACAGUCCGUAUGCCAUUCCCUCCCCGUCACUGGCACUAUCCCCGACUCCAUCAAUGGGGUUUAUGUCCGAAACGGUGCUAACCCGUUAUUCGAACCCGUUUCUGGGCACCACUUGUUCGACGGCGACGGCAUGGUCCACGCCGUUUCGAUAAGCGGCUGCUCUGCUAGUUAUGCUUGCCGGUUUACUCAGACGGAGAGAUUCGUUCAGGAACGGGAGCUAGGCCGGCCGGUGUUCCCCAAGGCCAUCGGCGAGCUCCAUGGGCAUUCGGGUAUAGCCCGACUCCUCCUCUUCUACGCUCGUGGACUGUUCGGCCUCGUCGAUCACCACCACGGCGUGGGCGUCGCCAACGCCGGCUUGGUUUACUUCAAUGGCCGCCUCCUCGCAAUGUCAGAAGACGACCAUCCUUACCACGUCCGAAUAACUCCUUCCGGUGAUCUCGAAACCAUAGGCAGAUACAGUUUCGAAGACCAGCUCAAAUCGAACAUGAUUGCUCAUCCGAAGGUCGACCCAGACACCGGCGAGUUAUUUUCCCUGAGCUAUGACGUCGUCUCGAAGCCAUACCUCAGAUACUUGAGCUUCUCGCGGGACGGAAAGAAAUCACGAGACGUGGGGAUCCCUUUACCAGUUCCUACAAUGAUUCACGACUUUGCAAUUACCGAGAACUUCGUGGUGAUUCCAGACCAGCAAGUGGUGUUCAAGCUCCAAGAGAUGAUCACAGGAGGAUCUCCGGUGAUCUACGACAAGUCCAAGAAAUCGCGGUUCGGGAUUCUCGCGAAGAAUGCGAGAAACGCAUCGGAUAUCAUUUGGAUUGAAUGCCCAGACACGUUCUGCUUUCACCUCUGGAACGCUUGGGAGGAACCGGAGAGGAACGAAAUCGUCGUUAUCGGCUCGUGCAUGUCCCCGCCGGAUUCCAUUUUCAACGAAAGCGACGAGAAGUUGACAAGCGUCUUAUCAGAAUUUAGACUAAAUCUCACCACCUACGAGUCAACACGCCGCCCCGUUACCUUGGAGCAAAUGAACCUGGAAGCAGGAAUGGUGAACCGGAACCGACUGGGGAGGAAAACCCGGUUCGCUUAUCUCUCGAUAGCAGAGCCAUGGCCGAAGGUGAGUGGAUUUGCGAAGGUGGAUUUGAUGACAGGGGAGGUAAAGAAAUACAUGUACGGCGAGGAAAGAUACGGAGGAGAGCCAUUUUUCUUGCCAGGGAAGAAGGGCAGAGAAGAAGACGAAGGGUAUGUUCUGUGUUUUGUUCACGACGAGAAGACAUGGAAGUCGGAGCUACAGAUCGUGAACGCGGAGGAAAUGAAGGUGGAAGCCACCGUGAAGCUUCCGUCGAGAGUGCCUUACGGUUUUCAUGGGACGUUCGUGGACGCCAAGGAUUUGGCCAAGCAGGCGUAGGGCAACGGAGCACAGUUAUUAAAGUCAUAUUUUUGUCAAUAUGGGUGAAUAAAUAAAUAACUCAAAAAGUGAAAUUGUCGAAGAGGAUGGAUUGACUAGCUAAAUGUCCUCCUCAGCCAACUGCAUAUAUUACAGUGCAUCGGUAAAUUACAGUGAAA